AUGAUUCAUCAGAGCUUCAUCACUGUAGAUCCAUUGAGGCCAGAUAAUGAGAUCAUUGAGGGUGUAACAGAUGACUCCUGUCCUCGCACGCGGCGCAGCAAGCGAAAAGAGAAAAAAGGAGAGGAGAAAAGACCGCGCACGGCAUUCAGCGGCGACCAGCUGUCUCGCCUGAAGAGCGAGUUCUCGGCCAACCGAUACCUCACCGAGAAGCGACGCCAGGCGCUGGCCACAGAACUCAACCUCAACGAAGCGCAAAUCAAGAUCUGGUUCCAGAAUAAGCGCGCCAAAAUCAAGAAGGCAACGGGCUCCAAGAAUCCGCUCGCACUUCAGCUGAUGGCGCAGGGCCUCUACAAUCACAGCACUGUGCCACUCUCCAAGGAUGAGCAGCAGCAAUCUGGUGAUACCGAUUCUGAGAACGCAUAUCAAUGAGUGCUCCCUUGAUUAGAGACUGCCAAAGGCGAUCGAGACAAUGAGACUGAAUAAAUUAUUAUGAAUAAUUGUGAGGACUCUCCGACAUCGUAGCACUAAAAUAACUAUAUCCAUAAAUAUUCUCAAACGAAAUCUCGUUUGGGACCUGAGUUCAUAGACGUGAAACUGAGAACCUUAUCGAUAGGUUGUUUUCUUGUAUUUAAAUUAUAUUAAAAUUUUCUAUUUAUGUAAUGUUUGGGUGUUGCGAGUAUGUAUGUGAAACUUUGAACUCUUCCUGAAGUAAAUGUUGAUACAAUGCACGGGUGUGAUGCCUGAUUUUAAUAAACGUUUCUAAACAUUCAACUGUGAACUGGUUUUACAAGCGUCAAUGAAAGUCCUAUUCAACUAAACAACAAUCAUGAUCUUUUUCUACUAUUUCUAUGGAUCAUUUUCAUGGUAUUAAAAUUACCAGACCUAUUAAGGACUAUUUGAUUUUUAUAAAAUAGAUUAUUCGAUUUUCGUAGUUGGUUAUCCAUCUUGUUUUCACUGUUAUUAUUACUAUCGUAUUCUAUAAAACUUUAAAGUGAAAAAACACUCACAUGAUAUGGCAAAGUAUUAGAUUUUGAUAGGCGUUUGUAAAACCGGCUGCAUGAGCUGUUGGAUAGUGUUAAAAGUGACUCCUCUAUCUUUUAAAAACUAUUGUGUAUAUAGAAUUUUGAAUCGUAUGGUCCCAGAUCACACAUCAUACAGUAUAAAGAUUACUAGUUCACAAGUGAGAAAGUUGUGAAGAGAUACAUCAGCAAACUCCAGGUAUGAAGUGAUGAAAUAUAAUAUUAGGAAGCUGCGUAGAAUUUGACUAUCUGAACUCCAGUGUAUAUGUAUUCAUUGUUUGUUACAUACUGAUUACAACAGCCUGCAAGACAAAAUAAUGCAUUUAUUCAUGUUAUUCCAGUUAUUCAUGGCAAUAAUAAGUAACGUACCGCCAUUUUGAGCCUGUUGAACACAUUGUUGAUAAUAGCCUAUGGAACAAUGAAAUAAUAAGAUCAUAAAUUCUCGUUACUGUAUCAAGAAUGAAUUAUUGAGAGGGAAAUGCAGUUACAAUGUGUCUUUCGUAUUUGCAGAGACAUUAGGCUAUCACUCUCAAAGCAUUAGUCUCAUACAAAUAAUGUAUAAGUAUAGUGAGCUAAUGAUAUCUUAAGUGUUCACGGAAUUUACAGUAUUUGCAUUAUGGAAAUGUAUAGGAAAAGCGAAAUUUCCUUUCUUGUUCGAAUGCGAUCAAACUGUUCAGUCCUGUUAACAACAUUAACUUGUUGGUUAAGCUUUAGAGUUUGGAGAAAAGAAUAGGUUCAGAGAAAGUUUCUUAAAAAAAGAAAAGGUUUCUCAAUAUUCUCUCAAGGAUAUCAUGUUAGUAAGAAGGUGUUCAUUUGUGAUUUUUUACUAAAUAAGAUUAGUCAUUUAUAAACAUUUUCGUAAAACAGGAGAACAAAGUAUCUCAUCAUCGAUUGUUAUAACACUGUUCGAAAAAAGUAUUCUUUUUUCUUCUAGUCUAGAAUAAGACCUAAUUUAUCUAUUCCCAUUGACAAGUUAUGUCAAAGACAAAAGAAAAUUUAAAAAUCAAUAGAUAUUGAUUUAUCUUGUUUCUAUAUAGAACCAGCUGUUUUGUGGUUUUCUUUAGUGUAUCUUGACUAAAACUAGUUGAUUUUUAAGAAACAGUCUGAUUUUAAAAAGAUAUGUACAUGAUGUUCAUGAUUCAAUAACUUACUAUAAAAAAUAUUCUAGAGUUCUGAAAAGUUCCUAUUUAGAAGGAAAAACCCAUCUAUAAAAUAAUACUCUUAUAUCUAAUACUGUACUUAUAAAAUUUUUCAGUUUCUAGUUUUAAAGUGUAUUCAUUUCUUGGAUUAUAUCUAGUAAUCUCAUACAUAGAGUAACUCUACUCAAUCAUUGCCUAUUAGUAUACCUUAUACGCUGAAUUCCAAUAAGAGCAAAACUUUUAACAUCGAAAUUAUUAUUCCAUAAUUGUUCAACUAUUAAGUACAGAAUUGAUCAUUUCUUGUAAAUAUAAAGAUCAAGUGAUCAUAGAGAUAUGUAUGUACGAAAUAUUUUAUUUAUAAGAUUAUAAAUGUUUUGUAUGUAAUUGUAAUAUUUUAAGAUGAUAACUGUAAAUAAAUGUUUUGUCCACGAGA
Molecule: messenger RNA, 2591 nt
Organism: Nilaparvata lugens (brown planthopper)
Lineage: Eukaryota; Metazoa; Arthropoda; Insecta; Hemiptera; Delphacidae
Product: homeobox protein E60-like
Exons: 3
Coding region: 1-429 (142 amino acids)
Biological process (GO): multicellular organism development; neuron differentiation; regulation of transcription by RNA polymerase II
Cellular component (GO): nucleus
Molecular function (GO): DNA-binding transcription factor activity, RNA polymerase II-specific; RNA polymerase II cis-regulatory region sequence-specific DNA binding
Source: RefSeq, a predicted model, not a curated record